Molecule: messenger RNA, 2393 nt
Organism: Glycine soja
Lineage: Eukaryota; Viridiplantae; Streptophyta; Magnoliopsida; Fabales; Fabaceae
Product: protein AUXIN SIGNALING F-BOX 2-like
Exons: 3
Coding region: 435-2156 (573 amino acids)
Biological process (GO): SCF-dependent proteasomal ubiquitin-dependent protein catabolic process
Cellular component (GO): SCF ubiquitin ligase complex
Source: RefSeq, a predicted model, not a curated record
AGUAGGUCUACCAUGUUAAAUUACAGUUACUGAGUCAGGAUUCUCAAAUAUGUACACUUUUCUUUGUUUCUUUGUUUUUUUUCUCCAUUAACCUUUUUUUUUAUUGUAUGUAAUCAUCAUCGUUUGAUGUGUAGAUCGUCAUUUGCUGUUUGAUUCUCUUCCUGUCAUUUUCUUUUUCAAUUUUCUCUUUGAUUUCGUGAGAAAGUUUCUACCAUGGUUGUGUGGCCAAGACCUUUCUUUUCUUGUUAGGUUUUAUGUGGAAACUGGUAUGAAUCUCAAUUGUUAGAUCAUGGUUAUUGUGUAUUGAAAAUUGAAACUUCAAAUUUGCGACCAGUUAGAUUUUCUGCAAGUGUUUUCUCUUUUACCCUUUUGUUAGAGGGUGAUGAUUUUCUGGUAAAGUUGGGAGAAAAUUGAUAGCUUAGCUUUCGUGAGAGAUGAAUUGUUUUCCUGAUGAGGUGAUUGGGCACAUAUUUGGUUGCGUGACUUCACAAAGGGACAGGAAUGCCGUGUCUCUGGUGUGCAAGAACUGGCACAGGUUAGAGAGAUGUUGUAGGAAGAGUUUGUUCAUAGGGAACUGCUACACCAUAAGUCCUGAGAGAGUGAUAGAGAGGUUCCCUGAGCUAAGGUCCUUAACUUUGAAGGGAAAGCCUCAUUUUCCAUAUUUUAGUUUGGUUCCUAGUGGUUGGGGUGGUUUUGUGGCUCCUUGGAUUGAAGCAUUGGCCAGGAGCAGGGUUGAUUUAGAGGAGCUGAGGUUGAAGAGGAUGGUGGUCACAGAUGAGAGCCUGGAGCUUCUUUCCCGUUCUUUCGUGAAUUUCAAGUCUUUGGUUCUUGUUCGUUGUGAAGGGUUCACCACCGAAGGACUUGCAGCUAUAGCUGCAAAUUGUAGGUUCCUUAAGGAUCUGGAUUUGCAUGAAAAUGUAGUUACCGACCUCAAAGGCCAGUGGCUAAGCUGUUUUCCUGAUUGCUGUACAUCUCUUGUCUCUCUUAAUUUUGCUUGCCUUAAAGGGCAGAUUAAUGCGGGGGAUCUCGAGAGACUUGUGGCCAGAUCUCCUAACCUUAAAAGCUUAAGGUUAAACCAUACCGUGCCCCUCAGUGCACUCCAAAGGAUAUUGAUGCAAGCACCUCAGCUAGUGGACUUGGGUAUUGGGUCAUUUGUCUUUGAUCCACGUUCUGAGGUCUACAAUAAUAUGAAGAAUGCCAUCUUAAAGUGCAUGUCAAUAACCAGUUUGUCAGGAUUUUUCUGGGUUUAUCCUCACUGCCUUAGUGCUUUAUAUCCUGUUUGCAUGAACUUAACAACCUUGAACCUGAGGUUUGCAGCAGGAAUUCAGAACACAGAGCUAAUAAAACUAAUAUGCUGCUGUGGGAAACUUCAGCGUUUAUCGAUAAUGGAUUGCAUUGGAGACAAUGGACUAGGUGUUGUGGCUGCCACAUGUAAAGAUUUGCAAGAACUAAGGGUUUUUCCGGUUGUUCGUGUUGGUGGAAAUGGCCCUACAAGAGUCACAGAGAAAGGACUUGUUGCAAUCUCUAUGGGUUGCCCUGAGCUUCACUCAUUGCUCUACUUCUGCCAGCAGAUGACAAACGCCGCCCUCAUAACUGUGGCUAAAAACUGCCCAAAUUUCAUCCGCUUUAGGUUGUGUAUCCUUGAUCCAACAAAACCUGACCCUGAUACAAUGCAGCCACUCAACGAAGGUUUUGGCGCAAUUGUGCAGUCUUGCAAGCAGCUUCGGCGGUUGUCACUCUCUGGCCAGCUGACUGAUCAAGUUUUCCUUUACAUUGGGAUGUAUGCUGAGCAGCUUGAGAUGCUGUCUGUAGCAUUUGCAGGAGAAAGUGACAAGGCUAUGCUCUAUGUGUUGAAUGGAUGCAAGAAAAUUCACAAGCUUGCGAUAAGAGGUAGCCCUUUUGGUGACUCAGCGCUUCUGAUGGAUGUAGGGAAGUAUGAAACAAUGCAAUUCCUUUGGAUGACGUCCUGCAAUGUCACCGUUGGAGCCUGCAAGGCACUAGCUGAGAAGAUGCCAAGACUAAAUGUGGAGAUAUUUAACGAAAACAAAAAGGUAGAUCGUGAUGUGGAUGAUGGCCAGAAAGUAGAGAAGAUGUACUUAUAUAGAACACUGGCUGGGAGAAGGAAAGAUGCACCAGAACUUGUAUGGACUCUGUAGGUGUGCACUUUGGCUAUGUAAGUUCUUGUUACUAAACUGUUUCACUAGACUGUACCAAUUAAUGGAACUUUUGUCGGGGUCCUUGCACGUGCUUGCUUAAACAUGGAGUUUAUUGGGGAACCAAUUAAAGAUUACCAUAUAACUUUGAAUGAAUCACCAUUUUGGUCCUUGAAAUUGUAAGAACCAAGAAAAUUUAUGGGGAGCAGCAAAUAUAUAUGCAAUAUCAUUGAACUUGAA